CAGUCUCUUUUUGCAAGAACUUCCUUCGGAAGGAACGUGCUUUGGAAGGAAGACAGCCGAAUCAGAGGUGGACAGUGCCAAUAAGCAAUAGCGAAGGCGCCAAAAGCAUGUUGCUUACGAUUAUUUCUUUGUUUUAGUUUACUUUAUCCUCUUUUUAUUUAUAUAUAAAUCAUAAUUAUUCUUCCGUCCACUCGCACUCAUAACUCAUCCAUGAGUUAAUUCCUCAAGAAUCCUCACCAUCUGUGUCUCGAAAAAUUCAUUCUUUGAUUUUCGUGUUGAGAUUUUUCAAAAUCAGUCAAUUCAAUUCAUUGCUGCUGUUCAAGUACUCUUUGAAAAGCCAGCGUCUUAGGGUGGCAAAAGCCGCAACCUUUAAUCUCCCAUUGCACACCACCGAAACGACGACUCAAAGUGAGUUCGUGUGAAUUUGUGGCUGGUGUUGAAGUGGGUUUGAUUGCAUUCCUUAUUCAGACCUAGAAUUUGUUUGGGAAAUCGGCUUUUUGCUCAGUUUCAGUGUCAGUGUCUUUCCCUGAAUUCAAAAUCUAAUUUGUUAUUGAUUGAAUUGUGAGAAUGGAGGCCUCUGGUUUGAAUGGGGCGUCAAAUUUUGAUGAUGAGAAGGCGUUGAAAGGUUUGCUUGAGGCGUUUGGUGCUGCGUUUUCUCUUGAUCAAAUAGCUUCUGCUUAUUGCAAGGCUGGGAAGAAUGCUGGCGAUGCUGCUGAAGCUCUGGCUAUGUCUACACCUAAUGGUGAGGCAAAGCCAAGGGGUGAAGAAGAAUCUUCACGAUUAUCUCUCGAUAAUAGCUCUAAGAAGCCGUAUCAAUAUCAAGCAAAUGGGAAUUCCAGAGCUUCAAAGCCCAAAUAUCGUCCUGUUUCAGGAGGCAGUGUUUCAAGCAUUAUUGGGAAACAUUAUGUGAAGAAAACACCAUCAGCAAAUGGGUCUUGUAAUGCAACCAAACCCUUGAAGCUGGACUCUGAGGUGUUGCCAAUGUCGGAAACUUGGGUGGAAAAGGCUGAGUCUAAUUCUUCAAGGAAUGAUGGUGUCCACCAGGAUAUGGAAGAUUUUCUAUUCACUAUGCUUGGAGAUGGAUUCAAGCUAGAAAGAGAGAGGAUACGAGAAGUUCUUGAUAGUUGCGGAUAUGAUAUGGAAAAGAGCAUGGAAAAGCUGAUUAAUUUACCAGCAUCAACUUCUGACAAAAGGAACGGACUCAUCACUAGAUCCAGUGAUAAGUCUGCAGGUUUGUGUCAGAAAUCUGAAGUAGCUUCUGAGAGAAAGUGCAUAAACUCCUCUGAAGGUAAUGGAGAUAAGGCUUCAAAUACAAAUGGCGUGGACUUUACGGGACAAAAUAAAGAGAGAAGUGAACUCCAGAAGGAAGUUCUGGCUGCGUUGUUCAGUGCUUCUGAGAGAUCCGAGGAGAGACCUGAGGAGCUACCAAGAAGAACAAUAAAGGCAGCAAAUAGAUAUGGAGCAUACGGACAAUUAGUGGUUGAACCUCCAAAUGAUUUCAUUUCAGAGUGCAAAUCAGCUGUUGUGUAUCAACAGCAUCCUAAGGAGGAUGAUGCAGAUGACGAAGAUAACUACCAGGUUCUUCGUAAAGCUGUGAAGGAGUAUCGGACUACGAUGAAGGAAUAUUUCCAGGCUGCUGUAGAGGCAUUUUCUAAGGAGGAUCAUGAUCGAGCAAACAAACUUCUAGAACAAGGAAAAUUUUUCCAAGAAAAGGCACGUGAAGCGGAUGAAGAGUCAAAUGAAAUGAUUCUAAGAACAAGAAACGUUGAGACACAGGGUGAAAUAGUGCUUGACUUGCAUGAACGCAGUGCCAAGGAGGCGAUACGUCUUUUGAAGUGUCAAAUUUCUUCAUUUUCUGGAAUCUCAUCAAUCAAGUGUCUUAAGGUCAUCAUUGAUACACAAGAGGAAGAGAUCUCAAAAGGAUCUCGUAGACGAGUAUUGGUUUUGAAGCUACUGCAGGAAGAAUCGAUUAAGUGGACUGAAGGGGAAAAGGCCGGAACAAUACUAAUCCAAUUAGACAGUAUUAAUCGGAAACGUUUAACUUUCAUUAAAAAGUAAAGAAACCAAGUUGUUUCUCAAAGAGUGGUGCUCACAGAAUUGAGAUAAUUAAUUUAUGAAUGAACAAUCAAAAUUGUUGGUUAGAAUACACAAUUGAAAGGUUGCGCAAGAGAAAGUAAUGUGAUUUUGAUUUUGAAAGAA
Prunus mume (Japanese apricot) is the source of this 2199-nucleotide messenger RNA. Its product is annotated as putative nuclear RNA export factor SDE5. Lineage: Eukaryota; Viridiplantae; Streptophyta; Magnoliopsida; Rosales; Rosaceae. The record is from RefSeq and is a predicted model, not a curated record.